CACAUCUCUUGAAGAAAACUAUUCACCACCUCAGUCAAUUGACAUACUCGUACUAGUACUUAUCAGUAUUAAGAGUAUUUAUUUAUUUUAAAAGUUUUCAUUUAUUUGUUUCUUUGGGUUGAGUGAGUGUGACUAUUCCCCACUCAUAUUUAAACCCUUGAAAAACUAAGCACACACUAAUAUUCUAUAUAAUCUUCUCUCUCUGUCCCUACUCGCCUCUGAGAUAAGAGAAAACCCACCACCACACACACAAACCCUCACACAUAAGAGAUUAGAGAGAGAAAUCCAAAAAAUCAAAAACCCAAAGAGUGUGUAUCUAUAGUGUGAUGGAUAAAGGCUCUGCAGACUCUUCAUCUUCCGAUAGAGAUAACUAUCUCAGACACCUCAACAAGCUUUCUCAUAAGAUCUCAAAACCCAUUCUCAACAACAACACCAACAACAAAAAACCCUCUUCUUUCGAACAACAACCUCAAAUUAAUAAUAAUCCUCUACAGCAUCAACCACCUGUUUACAACAUCAACAAAAACGAUUUCAGAGACGUUGUUCAAAAACUAACGGGCUCACCUGCGCACGACCGUAUCUCAACACCGCCGCCCAUUCAACAACCCAAACAACAAAGCUCCCGUCUUCAACGUAUUCGUCCUCCGCCGUUACCUCACAUCACUAACCGUCCUCCGCCGUUACUUAACGCGCGUCCGCAACUUCCUCUGCCGCAGAACUUUAACUUUAACGCUGUUCACUUUAAUCAGAGCUUUCCCGGGUUUGGUAGACCUCAAGCGCCGUUAUCUCCGUUGCCGCCGUUCCCCACCGUUCACGCUGCCGCUGAAUCGCCUAUCUCCGCUUACAUGCGCGAUCUGCAGAAUUUCGUCUCCACCAUGGAUUCCAAAAGCUUCUCCGGGUUUUCCCCUUUGCCUCCUCCUCCUCCUGUUUCAUCACAUCAACCUCAACCAGACCAACAACAACAGCAACAACAUCAGCAGCAGCAGCAGCAGGAAGAGCAAGAGCAACAGCAAGAGAAUCAACCUCCACCGCAGCAGGUGGCUGCUCCGCCUCUAGUGGCUCAAUCCCCAUUGCAGUUUCAGAUGCCGUCUUCUCCAGUUCCUUUCGGGUGUUUGAAUUCACAGCUUGCAUCUUACCCUUUGUUGUCACCUGGAUUAAUGUUUUCCCCCAAUUCUGCUAAUUUAGGGUUUCCCCAGCUUCCUCUUUCUCCCACCGUGCCGGCUCCGAGUCCGCGGUGGAGAGAAAUUUGACUUCAAUUGGGGUAAGAAUGGUCUGAAUCGUCGGUUUUCGCCUCUGAUUUCGGGAUGUACAUGGUGGUGGUGGAUUGGGAAUUUAUUCAAUUUGUGGUGGUUGGACUCAAACCUAGCUAGUCCAUUCUACUGCUUAGUGCUAGUUUAUUUUAUUUAUUCUGUAAAAAUGGGGUAUCAAAAACAGAUGAAAGGAACAAUUUUGCUAUUGUUUUGUUUACUCUUUUUGAAUAUUUUGGGAUCAGGAAAAACAGAAAUUAGAACCUGUUAUACAAAUAUUAUAGAUCAUCAUGCUGUUUUUAGGUUACAAAAACUAUAUUGUUAUUGACAUCAAGCUGUUUUUUCUUCAAAUAUAUCUUAUUGUCCUAGUCAAGCUGUUA
This is a messenger RNA of Lathyrus oleraceus (garden pea), 1627 nucleotides long. RefSeq names its product VQ motif-containing protein 9. The record is from RefSeq and is a predicted model, not a curated record. NCBI's taxonomy places the organism in Eukaryota, Viridiplantae, Streptophyta, Magnoliopsida, Fabales, Fabaceae. The transcript has a single exon. Bases 327 to 1250 code for a protein of 307 amino acids.